UGGCUCUGAGGGCCCUCCUUGGGCCUUUCCUGGUGGCCCUGCUCUGUCAGGGCCCCGUGUCUCCCUACUCAGCAGCUUUCCUGUGGCUAAGAUGCCGACACCUCGGACAUUGACCUUUGGGCUGGAGCUGCACAGACCCAAGGAGCCCAUGGAGCCACAAACCCCAGUGCAGAGCACUCAGCAGACAAGCAGUGGGGAAGCGCCCAGCGCCCACCAUGAGGACUUGAGGCUGGGCCUGGGCACCUUCCGGCGAGCCUUCUCCCGAGUGAGCCAGCGGGCCUCGGGCCGGGCCGUGGAGGAGGACCCCGGCCUGCUCAGGCGCAGCUCCCGCUUCCUGUUCCGGUCCUUACGACGCUCCCUGGACGACAGGCCGGCUGCUGACCAGUGCCAGGCCACCGCUGUGCCAGGGGCAGGACAUGGCCCGGAGGUGCCCUCCAGGGUCACUGAUGGUGUCAGCCGGCAGUUGUCCACCAGGGUGGAAUCUGAGGAACUGGAACCCGAGGCAGAGGGCAAAUCUGUGGCAGACCUCAUCACCGAGCGGCAGCUGCUGGCCGCCUUUGAGCAGCUGCAGCGCCUGGAGACGGCGCUAGUGGCCGAGAAGGCCUCGCACACCUUCGAGGGGGACCCCACGGGCUUCGCGCGGCGCGCCAUGGACGUGUGCCUGCACUACGACGGGCUGGCCGCGGAGAUCCGCGCCAUGGUGCGCGAGACGCUGGGCCCCGACGGCUCGGGCCUCGCCAGGGUCCUGGCCGAGCUCGGCGGCUUGGUUCGCGGGGACCUGCAGAAAGUGCAGCUGCAGGUGCAGCCCGCGUAUGCGGCCGCGGGCUUCCCCGCGUGGGAGACCUACCUGCGCGCCUAUCACGGCGCCGUGGCGCAGCGCCUUCAGGAGCUCGCGCAGGACGCCCGCGGCUGCGAGCAGCUCUACAUCCUGCUGGACUGGGCCGCCAACGUCUACGGCAGUCCUAACUUCCUGGGCGCCCCGGAUCUGACCCUGUCCACGGAGCCGCUGCCCCCGCUCCUGGCACCCGACGUGUGGGCCCAGCUGGAGAGCGACUACACCCGCUUCCUGGAGACCAAGAUCGCCAGCUGCUUCGACGGCAUCCUGCAGCUGGAGCAGAGCCGCUGGGCAGCCGCCCAGGCCCCCGACGUGCUGCAGGGCCGCUACCACACGCCGCUGUCCAUCGACAUCCACAUGCUGGUGGCGGAGCACGUGAAGGCGGCGGGGGCCAUCUCCGCGGAGCUGGAGGCCACCACCUUGCGGAUCUGCGCGCGCGCGCUCGGCCUCUUCGUGCCCAGGUUCGAGAAGGCGUUUCUGGAGUCGCAGGCGGUGAAUGAAGUUGGUGUGGCACCUAGCCUGCAUGACUGCAUGACUGCAUGCCAGGUGUUGUCCCCCAGCCCACUUUGUCACCUGUCCUGGCCCCUCCCCAGGACCAGUCUUCUGGUCAGGUUCCCAGGAGCCUUUACAGAGCUGGAGAAGCCCCUGGUGGCUACCACCUGCAUCUUCCAGAAGCAACUGCUCCAGGGUUUGCAGCGUGAUAUGCAGCCGCUCUUCAGGAUCCUGUGCACCAAGGCCUGGCUGACACAGGAUGCACUGCAGCCCCUCAUGGACAAGGUGAUAACCUUUGCCCGCCACCUGGAGCACGUGGCCCCACUUCCUGCACAGGAGACUCUGCAGGAGGCGCACCGGUAUGUGGUCCGCGAGUACCUGGCGCAGGCGCUGAGGCCACGCGAGCGGUUACGGGGCGUUGAGCGCUUGACUGGCUCCCAGAAGAUGGGCCUCGAUGCCCAGGCCAUUGGAGACACCUUCCAGGGCUUGGGUUCGGAGGCCACGUGGCUGGACCAAGCAAUCCUGUGCGUGGCUAACAUACUGGGUGAGACCUGCAAAGACGACAUCCAGCGGCACCUGGAGGCGCUCAUCCAGAGCUACCCCGACAUCAGGCGCGACCACGUGCUGGCCAUUCUGGCGCUGCGCCGCCUGGGCCGCCAGCGGAACCAGCGCCUCCUGCAGCGCGCCCAGGACCUGCUGAGGGCCGCAGCCAAGGCAGGGGGCUCCGGGAGCACUGGGGGCCGCGUGCUCUUUGAGGAGAUCGAGGUACCCACCUCCAUGGACGUGUUCAUCACUUGUAUCUAG
Miniopterus natalensis is the source of this 2131-nucleotide messenger RNA. NCBI's taxonomy places the organism in Eukaryota, Metazoa, Chordata, Mammalia, Chiroptera, Miniopteridae. The record is from RefSeq and is a predicted model, not a curated record.